AUGCUACCAUACCUCUUCCCUGACCUUGCUGCCUUUCCCACAGUCGCUGACCUCAUUACGCACCUUCGCACUAGUGACACUCGCUACCGCGCUGCGCUUCCUGCUGAGUUCUCUGCCAAGAACCCCACCCCCAUGUACAUCACCCUCUACUACAUAGUCACCCGGCUCCCUGACUCCCUUCGCUUAGUCAGGGACCACUUCCUCUUAGUUUGCCCCACCACACUCACUGUUGACCUCCUCGAGGAGCGCCUCCUAGCAAUAAAGAAGAGCAUAGUCGCUGUAGGAGCCUCUCGUGGUGACCCUCGCACCCCCGUCUUUGAGGGUCGGUCGGCGCUGCGUCUACCCCUAGCGGGAGACUCCGCACUGGCAAGGGCAAGGGGGGCAAGGGCGCUGGAGGGGCUGGCGGGGGCGGUGGAGGUGGUGGUGGAGGCAGUGGAGGGGGUGGGGGUGGUGGUGGGAGUGGUGGCGGGGGUGGAGGUGUCGGUGGCAGGAGUGGAGGCGGAGGAGGCGGCGGCGGUGGCGGAGGGAGCAGAGGCGGCGGAGGUGGCGGAGGCGGCGGAGGUGGCGGAGGCGGCGGAGGUGGCGGAGGAGGCGGCGGCAGCGGUGGAGCUGGUCACGGCUCUGCGCAGAGGAGUGGGUCCGGUGGUGAUCCGCGCCAGCAGUAGCAGCGCAGUUGUGAGACCCUGUCCCCUCAGCAGCUUCGUGAGUGGUACGCUGCGCGUCAGUGAGGCUGCUGCUCUAGGUGCUGGUGAGGCUGCUGCUCUAGGUGCUAGUACGUAUGCUGCCCCAGGUGCUGCUGAGUCUGCUCUCUGA
This is a messenger RNA of Closterium sp. NIES-65, 813 nucleotides long. The record is from the annotation of a GenBank genome assembly. Lineage: Eukaryota; Viridiplantae; Streptophyta; Zygnematophyceae; Desmidiales; Closteriaceae.